Molecule: messenger RNA, 363 nt
Organism: Mesorhabditis belari
Lineage: Eukaryota; Metazoa; Nematoda; Chromadorea; Rhabditida; Rhabditidae
Source: the annotation of a GenBank genome assembly
AUGUCCGUCCUAUUAAAAAGGUUGCUGAAGCAAAAGCACGAAAAGCUCGGCGAACUUCAAGGCGCAUGGAAAAGGCUAAAAAAGAAAGCCGAGGCAAUUGUUGAAAAUGAGAAUCUAGAGCAUCCGGAAAAAGUACGAGAGAUGAAAAAACUUUACCGUAAUGCAAACAAAAAGGAGGAUCGCAAGGUUCAUUUGGUGGUUGUGAAUAAGGGCAACCGAGGCAAAAUGAAUCGGCCGAGUGGACGCUACAAAACCGUCGAUCGGCGAAUGAAAAGCGAAUUACGUGCCCAAAAGGCUGCUGAUAAGAGAAGUGGUGGAAAGCGAGGAAGAGGUGGACGGGCUGGUUCUGGUCGAGGCAAACGA